UCCUCAAGAAAACGAGACAGGAGAGAAAAGACAUAAGACACUGAUUAGCACAGGUGAGAAGACUGAAUACUAACUGGGAGACAACAUGGUAACGAGGGGGCGGAGUUACACCAAACUUAAAGGAAAGCACAUGGCAGGCUAUAACCCAUACAAUGUGCUCAACAAGAGACAAAAUAUUGAUAAGAGAAAACAGGAACUGUGACAAAAAUGGUUCUUCUAUAGCUUUGCCGUACAUAAUCUUUUAAUCACCUUUAUUUUUUAAGAGUGUAGUAUCACUGUAUGAUGUGAUUUGUAAUGCGAAUUAACCAAGACUUUAAAGCCAAAAAAAAAACACGUAGGCCUACAGAAUGUCUCCAAACAAAUGCAAAGAUAUUGUGCAAUAUAUAUAUAAGUUUCACCUCGGUCACAUUUUCAACGAAAACAUCCCACAGUUUACCCCAGUCUUUUACCCUUAGCAAUCCAAUUCUUUCUAUUGGAGUGGACAACUUUUCUAACUAUAAUUUGCCCCAAACGCUCGUUUACUUUUUAUGCACUAAAUGCGAAUCUACCCUUACUUUCUUUUACCUAAUUUGUACCUUGUACAGCUACAUUUAAACCCAGACUAGAUUUAGAGAGAGGGAGAGAAAAGUCUGGCCGUAACUGGAUCGGUAACGGAACUGCCCCAUUGUCCUCGUUAAAUUCCUUUCCCCCGCGCCAGUCUCCAGUUCUCGAGGACAGCGAGGCUCGUGCGCCCGUCCUGCUCCUCUAUUCGUAUUGGCUGAACGGAGACCUGUGUCGAUUUUUUAGUUUAUAUAUUUAGCAGCUGAGGUCGGACUCAUAUUCCGUCGCGCGUGGAAAGCGCUGUUCAUCUGCAGUGCUGCCGAGCGCUGGAUAACUGCAGUGUGUUGUGCCGCGUGCUGAUUCAGUGAACGCUCGAGCUCAACACAUUAAACUUGUCAUCUAUCACGGCGAAUGUUCUUCGUAACCGAGCUGACUGGAAGACGGCUGAAGUAAACAUUGUUUUUCUGGACCUGGAUAUUUGAUCUAGCCUCGUCUUGUGGCCUUGCCGAGAAGCUUCUCUCGAAAUGGCCAGUCCUGGAGACGACACGGCUUCGAAUGCCCUUUCGGAUCAAGCCGAAUCUGUGGAAAAUACCCCCGAAAGAGCGUUUCUAGAAGCCCAGAAAUGGAUCGAGGCGGUGACAGGAAGAGGAUUUGGUGAAAAGGAUUUCAGAAGUGGAUUGGAAAAUGGCAUUCUGCUCUGCGAGCUGCUUAGUUCAGUCAAACCAGGCCUUGAAAAGAUUAACAGACUUCCAACUCCCAUUGCAGGACUAGAUAAUCUGACCAUGUUUCUGAGAGGAUGUGAAGAGUUGGGACUGAAGGGAUCACAGCUGUUUGAUCCUGGAGACCUUCAAGAUACAUCGAUACGAGCAAACCUAACGGGCUCUGAUUGCAGUAGGAAACUGAAGAAUGUGCUCAUAACUAUAUAUUGGCUCGGUAAAUCUGCUAACAGCUGUGCUACGUAUAACGGCCCCACGCUUAACUUGAAAGAGUUUGAGGGACUCCUUUCCAUGAUGCGAAAGGAGUGUAUAAGUGAAGAGUUGGACUCCCCUAAGCGCAGCAUAAGGGACAGCGGUUACAUCGACAGCUGGGAAUCGGAGCGCUCGGAUUCACUGUCUCCUCCGAAACACGGUCGUGAUGAUUCUUUUGACAGUCUCGACUCAUUUGGCUCACGAUCGCAGAACACACCGUCCCCAGACACUGUUAUUUGCUGCAAUAGUGACUCUGAAGGUGACGGCAGUCAAAGAAAGCUGCCGGAUGUUCGCAAAGAUGACAUGUCUGCCCGCCGCGUGUCUUACAAAGAGCCCCGCGCCUCUCUUCCCUUCAACCAGUACCUGCCGAACAAAAGCAACCAGACCACCUACCUACCUGCCCCUCUGAGGAAGAGGAGGAGCGAUAGAGAGGAAGACAGAAGGAGUAUGUCAACAUCACCUGUAGGAGGCGAUAGACCUCUCAGUCAGGCUGACUCCACCUCCUCUGAGGUGUCAAUCAUAACUCGUGAGGACAAUCCUUUUCUGAAUCCUGAAAAAAAGAAAGCGAAAGAAAGAGAUGAGGACGAUGAGAGAGUGGUAGAACAGAGGACAGUCAUCCCAAACCCUGAGAAAGAUGAUCUAGCAAAGAGGCGGUCUGUAGGAGGGCCACGCCCUCCCAUAGAUCCUCAUCAGUCAUUGGUCCGGUCUUCCAUCACUCAGUCAGACCUGGAGACAUGGCAGAGGCUCAAGAUAAAUACAGACAACAGUGAAGCUGAUUCCAACCUUGCCGAAGUGUCAAUCAUAACUCGCAAGGACAACCUCUUCCUGACCCCUGAGAAAGAGAGUGAACGUGUGGAGGAGAAUAAAGAGGGGGCAGACAGAGAGGCAGGGGGGAGGGUUGUGGUGCCCAAUGUCAAGAAAGAUGACCUGGCCAGAAGGCGGGGCCAGAGUGGGCCCGCCCCACAGAGAGAUACUCGCCAGUCAUUGGCUCAAACGACCAUCACUCAGUCAGACCUGGAGAAGUGGCAGAGACUCAAGAUGAAUACAGAGAGCAGGAGCAUGAGUUUGAUUGACAUGCGCGAUGAAGAGGACGAGAUGGCGUACCUUCAGACGCACAGCCAAUCACGACAUGAGCGCCUACACAACCAGUACAACAAAGUCAAAGAGGAGGAGGACCAGUGGCAAGACGAUUUGGCACGCUGGAAAAAUCGGAGACGAAGUGCCUCUCAGGAUCUGAUCAAAAAGGAGGAGGAGAGGAAGAUGAUGGAGAAGCUGAUGUCCACGGAUGGAGGAUCUGGCCAUCGCAGGAAGAGCAUCAAAACUUACAAAGAGAUUGUAGAGGAAAAAGUGCGUCGGGAACAUGAGCUACAUGAACAGUACUGUAAGGCCUCCACCCCAGAGGAGAAAGCAGCCAUACUUCAACGCUACGCUCUCCGCUUCACCAUCAGCGAUGCCAUACUGGAGAAACUUCAGCUCCCUAAACUGCCUUCCGCCAUUACGCCCGUGCGCACCUCGCCUCUACCUGAGCCUGUGAAACAGUCCACGCAUUCAAUAGAAGCAGAGGUUGCAGAGCCUACACAAAGUUCCCCAACACAGCACAGUUUACCGACAGGCCAGCAAACGGCACAGAACCAAGUGCAGAGAAAGCCCAAAACACCUGAACAAUUUCCUAACAAAACCAUCAAAACUCCCGAAGUCCCACCAGCGCCUGCACGUCCACUUCCUUUAUCCUCAAAGCAUGUGCCACUUAUCACCCCAAAACCCUACAGUCAGCCCAAACUCAACCAGGGGCCUCGAAAUCCACUAAAGGCCGAUGGCUUUAUGCGUUUGAAUGGUGAGAGCACACAGAACGACAACAGACAGAGUGGUGUUAAAGGCUCUCUGGUGCAUUCUGUCCCAUUCUCUUCCACACUUUCAAAGCCAGCCACUCAAAGUCAACCAAAUGAGGAGCUACAUGCAUUAGAAACUCCCCACCACCAGCAGAACUCACCCGUGUCUGUUCCUGAACAGGAGAAAGAGACUGUAAAGGAAGAAAAAGAAUCUUCUCUUAGCAUUCAGGAAGAAACCAGCAAAGAAGACAUCUCAUCUACACAGUCUGAGUCAGAACCUGAAGGAAAGCAAACAAUUCCUGAACCUGUUGUGAAGCGUAACUGCAUUGUCACGACAACCAUUGUGACUGAACUUACUCAGACACACCCCCUCCAACCAAAUGAUACGUCCAGCACAGACCAGCUUUGUACCUCACUUCAGAGUUCAUGUGAUGUAAACUCAACUACUGAGUCCAGCAAAGCCGACAAGACUUCAUACUCACAGUCAUUGACAGGCUCCUCAAGUAGCUCUAGAUUACGCUGGGAGUUCUUCGCUCCAACAGAGAUGAUUGACUACUCCAAUGAAUGUAUCGAAACCCCAAUGUUGAACCUUACAAAAAGGGUUAACCACUGGACGUGGGAUCCUAAUGAAGAGCGUAAACGGCAGGAGAGAUGGCAACAAGAGCAGGAACGCCUGCUGCAGGAGAAAUAUCAGAAAGAGCAGGAGAAGCUGAAGGAAGAGUGGGAGAGAGCGCAGAGAGAAGUGGAGGAGGAGGAAAGGAGACAUCAUGAGGAGGAGAGGCUGAUUCUGGAGGAAACCCUGAGCCCUCGCACCUCAGAAUUGUCCUCUAAAAGUGUGACGCAGGACCCCGGUCUCAGCCAGCCCCCACAUGACACCAUUGUCCUCUCAUUGGCUGACUGGGAAAGGAAACAGGAAAUGAUGGAGAAACAGGCACAGAUGAACCAGAGUAAUGGACUUACAGACAGCCCUGACCAAGUGAGCACAGCAGUUCAGCAGAACGGACAGAAAACUGAACCACAGGAGAGCCAAACAGCCACGCCACAACUGCAGUUCAUACAGGAUGGCUCAUGGAGUUGUAAAUCUAAAAGCAGACAAGAGGAUUUGAAGAAAACUGCCUCGCUGGACCGUAACCAGAGUCCACCCCAGAGUCAGAGCUCAGGGAUGAGGAGGACUGGGUCGUGCGAAAACGUUUUAGGAACACACCCAUCAAAAUCACCCUCACCAUCACAAGACACAUCGCCUCCAUCCCCCAGCAGGUCAAUAAGUGGAAAGAAGCUUUGCUCCAGUUGCACACAUCCUUUGGGAAAAGGAGCAGCGAUGAUCAUAGAAAGCUUGGGGCUGUACUUUCAUAUUCAUUGUUUUAAGUGCGGCAUAUGUAAAGGGUUGCUUGGAGACACAAGCGCCGGAACAGACGUCAGAAUUCGAAACGGCCUUCUUAAUUGUCAUGAAUGUUACAUAAAAUCACGGGCUGCCGGCCAGCCAACAACAUUGUGAUGAACCCCUGAUUCUUAUUAUGCAGAAAUGGAAAGUAAAUCAAGCCAGGAUCUCACCCAAAAUGACCGAUAUAUUUCUACAAAGUUUCCGACAAUUUUCUUUAAAGCACAAUUAAACAUAGACAAUUAUGUCAAAACUGGAAUCAUGGGUACAACUGGUUUUCCUCUGGACUGGAAAAAAUAUUACAGAUUACUGGAUUCACACUUGCUUGAUACUGGUCGGACUUUCCCUCACAGUGUCGAUGUCACACAGGUCAGAUAGGGUUCAUUCGAUAAUCAUUUUGGCAAACCGACUUAAGGUUUUAUAGACGUUCUUGUACAUGCAUAAAGAGCGUUUCGGCCCAAACAAUAGCAAGCUAAUUGAUGUUAUAGACCUUUUCUACAAAGAAAAUACAUAUUGACUACAUGUUGUUUAUGAUUUAAUACACAGCAACAUGGACACUGUAAUGUUAAAUGUGACUAAACUAUCCGUUAUUAUUGUGAGGAGUAUGAGGUAGCACACGAAUCCAAUUUUGAAGAAAAAUAUCUGUUUAUUAUUUUAUAAAUGAUAAAUCUCUGUGUUUUCUAGUGGUCUUGCAGAUGUCUCACAUUACACAGUAAUACACAAUGUAUUUCUACAGGAGAAUAUGUAUUUCUAACAGAAGAAUUGAUACAUUUACAAUAAGGUUGCAUUUUUAACUUUAGUUAAUGCAGCAACUAAAAAUAAAAUAAUAAUAACACUUUGAUUUUCAUUUUUACAUAUUCUAAUACAUUGUUUUACAUUUCAUACGGUAUAAGUAAACAUAAGUCAAUACACAAAAUAACAAUUGCAUAUUCAUCUUAUGAGAUUAAUGCAUUAACUAAAGUUAAUGAUUUGAAACUUAUUGAAAAGCAUUAUUGACGGACGCAUGAUUUGCGACAAUAAGGCCUAGUUCAUGUCCGGAUGCCUUAACUGACUAUGAUACGAGUAGACAUGGGAUUGACAACCGCUUUUAUUUGUGGUUUCUAAAAAUGUGGAGUGGUUUUAAAUGUUCCUUUCCCUUUUUUGCAUUUCCUAUUUUAUUGUUUGAUCAGUGAGGAGUUUGAUAAUUUAUUUGUGCAGUAUUGUUUAACAGACCACGUAGAGAGCAUGUUGUGUCAAUGCACAUUUAGCUUGCGGGUAGAUCUUCACAUUGCCAUUAGAAUAUUUUUCUAACUUUCUGUGAAUCUUUUUUUUCUGUUUUGCUCGGCAUUUGAAUGUUAACAUUGCAUGGGCCCUGAAACUUUCAUUGGCGAUUCUUUAAAUUACGGUACUCCUGUCAAACAUUUCAAGCAACGUAAUUGAGUUCUUGUGGAAGUAACGUUAAGAUAACUUCACAUCAGUACUUGUGCCUUAGAAAUGCGCACCUAGAUAAGGUCUCGUGUUGUUCACUCCUGCAUCCAAAGCUUCAAUUUACCAAUAUGUAUUGGUGAAAGUAUUAUGCAUAUGCACCGAGCACUCUGCUUCCCUUUAUUCAGAAUUGUUUUGAGCAAACAAAAGAGAUUUAAUAGGAAGCCCAUCCUCUGUAUGUAAUGUAUGCUGUUCAUGUGCAUUUAUAGAUGCUUUAAAUAAACUGGAUCUCAUUCUACUUUGAAAUCAAAUACACACAGAUUAAACUCAGCACCAUCAAAAAUAACAAAUUCUUAUUGCUUUUCUAACAUCUCUAUUAGCUUUGUUAAUAUUUGAGAUUUGUUGUCAUUCAGAUGGGAGGAUUUGAACAGUUAACUGUGUAUCGUUUGUUCUAUUUUGUGAUGUAAGAAUAUGAACUGAAUCUAGAUCUGUAGUAAGGCAAUAAUUACUGGAAGGAGUAGCCAAGAGUGAGUGAGUGUGUGACGAAUAUCUUCAUAUUCCGUAUUUAUUAUACCCUUGAAAAUGAGCGAUUUAAGAGAACCUACAAGAUGCUGAAAUGCAUUGGCUUUUAUAGCAGGUGUAUGUUUUUAAAUAAACUAUAAUAAACUAUUUUAAAUGCA
This is a messenger RNA of Triplophysa dalaica, 6799 nucleotides long. Its product is annotated as LIM and calponin homology domains-containing protein 1-like. Lineage: Eukaryota; Metazoa; Chordata; Actinopteri; Cypriniformes; Nemacheilidae. The record is from RefSeq and is a predicted model, not a curated record. Gene Ontology annotation, cellular component: stress fiber. Gene Ontology annotation, biological process: regulation of focal adhesion assembly; positive regulation of stress fiber assembly. Gene Ontology annotation, molecular function: myosin II head/neck binding.